Messenger RNA from Hemibagrus wyckioides, 11607 nucleotides. It is a transcript of the gene dlgap2a, whose product is annotated as discs, large (Drosophila) homolog-associated protein 2a. The record is from RefSeq and is a predicted model, not a curated record. The transcript has 8 exons. NCBI's taxonomy places the organism in Eukaryota, Metazoa, Chordata, Actinopteri, Siluriformes, Bagridae. The coding region runs from base 2328 to 6287 and encodes 1319 amino acids. Gene Ontology annotation, cellular component: postsynaptic specialization; glutamatergic synapse. Gene Ontology annotation, molecular function: molecular adaptor activity. Gene Ontology annotation, biological process: signaling.
UGCUCUGGUAGUUGAUCCACCUCAAGGUUUGAUGGGUUGUUUGUUCUGAGUUGCGCUGUCUUACACCAAUCAGCCAUAACAUUCUGACCACUGCCAGGUGAAGUGAAUAAGACUGAGUAUCUCCUCAUCAUGGCACCUGUUAGUGGGUGGGAUAUAUUAGGCAGCAAGUGAACAUUUUGUCCUCAAAGUUGAUGUUAGAAGCAGGAAAAAUGGACAAGUGUAAGGAUUUGAGUGAGUUUGACCAAAAGGGCCAAAUUGUGAUGGCUUGACCACUGGAUCAGAGCAUCUCCAAAACUGCAGCUCUUGUGGGGUGUUCCCGGUCUGCAGUGGUCAGUAUCUAUCAAAAGUGGUCCAAGGAAGGAACAGUUCUCUUCCCCAUUCUGAUGUUUGAUGUGAACAUUAACUGAAGCUCAUUACUUGGAUCCGGAUGAUUGGCUGACUCCAUAAAUGAAAUGUUCCUAAUAAAGUGGACAGCGAGUUAAAUACUACUCGAGUCCUUCUGGGUGGGAAAAAAAUUCUGGACAUUUGUAUGACCAAUCAGAAGGAAGAUCAACAUGCUCGACCUUACAUUACCUCAUCGUUUCCAUAGUAACAGCUCAUUCCCAGGGAUGUGUACCACGUUGGUCCGAUCCGAACCGCUGUGAAAGCGCCGAUUCAGGAAAUGUAACAAUAAACGGAUAAAGAAGUAGAUUUAGUACAUACUGUAACUUUAUCACUGAUUCAUUUCCUGUGACAUCACACCCUGCUCUGCCAUAGCACUCCAUCAUUAGUAGGUACGACCAAUUUAUUUAUUUGUUUAAUACUUAUAUGAAUAACCUGCACAAUUUGUACAACAUGAUCAGAAACAAUGGGUUAAUCCAUGGCUUUAUUAGAAAGUGGAUUAAAGGGAUGUUCCUGUUUGGCCACGCCUCCUGACAGACCUAUUACAGACACUGUAGAUCCCGGGGGCGGAGUUUCACAGACAAGGGGCGGAGUAAGAAUGCAGGAAAGAUUGUUUUUGGUUUUUAAAUUGUGAUGCUAGACAUCCUGUUCAUUUUCUUUCUUUCUUAGUGACGCCAUUGAAGAACCGUCUUUGGUUCCCUAAAGAUCCAAAUGAUUCGAUUCUUAAGAAUCAUUUAAGCAAUUCUUUUUUCCUUAGUGCUAUCAAGAACAUUUUUAUAAACUAAAGAACCACUAUUCCACUAUUGCGUGUUCAUGGAAAUGUUCCACAGAUGGUAAAGGUUCUUCGUGGAACCGUACAGUCUGAGAAAGAACCAUUCAGGAACCUUUAAUUAUAAGAGAGUUAAUUAGAGUUAAUUGUCACUUCCUGUUGACUGAAUCUCAAUCUGCUGUGAUUUCUCCUCAUUACUGAACAAAACGUCUAGAGUCUGAAGAAUUCUGAGAGAACCAGAGAGAAGGAGAGGAAAAGAGAGAGAAGCAGAGUGAAGGAGAGGAAAAGAGAGAAGGAGAGAGAGGAGAGGAAGAGAGAAGAGAAGAAAACAAGAGAAGAAGAGGAAGAGAGAGAAGGAGAGAAAGAGAGAGAAGGAGAGAGAAUGAGAUGAUGAGAGAAAGAGAGAGAGUGAAAGAAAGAGAGAAGGAGAGAGAAAGAGAGAGAAUGAGAGGAAGAUAGACCAGGAGAGAAACAGAGAGAAUGAGAUAGAAUGAGAGAGAAAAUGAGAGAAAGAGAACGAGAAAUAGAGAGAGAGAAUGAGAAAUAGAUAGAUAGAGAGAAGGAGAGAUAGAGAGAGAGAAGGAGAAAUAGAUAGAGAGAGAGAAAGAGAGGUAGAGAGAGAGAAGGAGGAAUAGAGAGAGAGAAGGAGAGAUAGAGAGAGAAGAAGCGCUAGAGAGAGAGAGAGAGAAGGAGAGGUUCAUGUUUGCAGUCUGCUACUCCAGCUCCAGGUUUUCAGUCUGCCUGUGCAUCCGUAGAUCAGUCCCCCGCGUGUGUGUGUGUGUGUGUGUGUGUGUGUGUGUGUGUACACGCUCGACUCGGCUCUGCUCUGCUGCAGUGGAGCCUCAGACGCCGAGCCGAUAGCUACUCCUCCACGGAGGGCGCCGCAUCCUCCCGCGUUUUUCCUUUUUUUUUUUUUUUUUUUAAAUGCUUUCCACUUCUUUCUCGCUUGCUCUCGGGGGGAAAAAUAAAUAAAUAAACAAACAGAAAAGGGGGAGGUCCUGGAUGAUAGAGUGAAGAUUAAAGAAAGAGGAAAGGAGCUUUAAAUCAACAUAGGGAGAGAGAGAGAGAGAGAGAGAGAGAGAGAAUCCAUCCACACCCAUGUCUGUCAUCCGAACAGAGGAACGCCAACGGACCCACAUGGUAGCCCUGAGGUACUCCGCCGACAGAGUCACAGUGCAUGCUGUGUGCUGAAGCAGAAGACCAGCCAUAUUCAUGGUCCCCCAUCCAGUACUUCGAUGAAGACAGCUACCCCUCCCCUCCCAGGAAUAUGAAAGGUCUAUCAGGCGGUCGUCCCCAGCUAAACAUCACAACUGGACACUCCUGUGGCCUGACAGACUGCGACCACUCCCUCGACCACCUGCAACAUGGUGUUCCCGAUCCCCGCUCGUCUUACCUUCUUAGCCCCACAGAGAGUUGCCCCAUGGACCACCACCGCUGCUCGCCGCGGAGCUCCAUCCAUUCGGAGUGCAUGGUGAUGCCUGUCUCCAUGGCCUCUGACCACGUUUCCAGCAGCACAUUUCCCAGGAUGCAUUACAGUUCACAUCAUGAGAGUUCGCGGGAGGAUGGCACCACUGGGCAUGGCAGUGGCGGUGGUGGUGUUAUUGGAGGGGGUGGAGUAGGAGGAGGUGUUGCAGGUAGUGGUUCUGGUUCUGGGAAAAUGAACCGAAUACCUGCUAACCUCCUAGACCAAUUUGAGAAGCAGCUGCCCAUCCAUCGAGAUGGAUUCCACACGCUGCAAUACCAGCGCACAUCCACGGCUACCACCAACAGCGAGCAGCGGAACGAGAGUCCAGGUCGGAUCCGCCACCUGGUGCACUCUGUGCAGAAGCUCUUUACCAAGUCCCACUCGCUGGAAGGCUCCUCCAAGAUGAACGGCACCAAGGGAGACUCGCGCUCGGAAAGCGGCCAUCACCAUCACGGGCACCACCACGGCCACCACAAACACAGCAAGAGGAGCAAGAGCAAAGAGCGCAAAGCUGACUCCAAGCACCGCUCAGGGAUCGCCGGGUGGUGGAGCUCUGAUGAUAACCUAGACAGUGACAGCACCUACCGGACUCCCAGUGUCAUGAGUCGGCACCAUGUGGACCACAUAAGUCACUGCUACCCGGAAUCGGUCCCAGGCCAUUUUGGAGAUCUUUCACUUAAGACCUCCAAGAGCAACAAUGACGUGAAGUGUUCAGCAUGUGAGGGCAUGGCCUUGGCUCCUGAGGGCAAGUUCAUGAAGCGGAGUUCUUGGUCCACUUUGACUGUUAGCCAGGCCAAAGAGGCCUACCGCAAGUCCUCGCUCAACCUCGAGAAACCUAUGAUGCCUCAAGACCUCAAGUCCCCCAUGAGGCCUUGUCAUUAUCUUCAGGUCCCUCAGGACGAGUGGGGCGGAUACCCUGGGGUAAAAGACGAUGAGAUCCCAUGUCGGCGGAUGAGGAGCAGCAGCUACGUGAAGGCGAUGGGAGACGAGGAGAGCGGCGACUCGGACGGAAGUCCGAAAAACUCGCCGCAGAAGAGCGCUCGGCCCGGCGGCCUCAUCAAGAGCGUGCUGCAGAGGCAGCUAUCAGACCAGAGCUCAUACCGUUUGGAUAAAUCGAGCAGUGACACGGUGAAGUACCUCGCCAAUUUCGCUGCAGAUUUAAGUCAGAGCUACCACCUGCAAGCGUCCAGGGAAAUCCACCCCAGCAUCACGCUGGACCCAUCACCCAAUUACAACUCACCCAAAUUUCGCUCAAGGAACCAGAGCUACAUGAGGGCAGUUAGCACGCUGAGCCAAGCUAGCUGUGUCAGCCAAGUGAGCCAGGUGAGCGAGGCCGAGAUGAACGGCCAGUUCGAGUCGGUGUGUGAGUCGGUGUUCAGCGAGGUGGAGUCGCAGGCCAUGGAGGCGCUGGAUUUGCCCGGUUGCUUCCGCACACGCAGCCACAGCUACCUGCGUGCCAUCCAGGCCGGCUACUCACAGGAUGACGAGUGUGUGCCUUCCAUGAGCUCGUCCACUGUCACCUCCACCAUCAGGUCCACGGCUGAGGGGAAUGAAGUGCUCGAGGGCACUGGUUUACUUAAUGAGGACAAUUUUUUCAACAAGGAGGCAGACAUGACCUCCAUGUCACAGAGGGAUCUGAGCCAUCCUACGAGAGAAAGUGAAUCACGAAGCCUGUACAGUAAUCUUUCUUCUACCACAGUUCCCUCACUGUCCCCACACAAGCCCAGUAUCCCUGUCAGGCCACGACCUGUUCCAUCAAGUGUACAAGAGACAGCUGACCUGGCUCUUGCGAUUAGCCAGCAGUGGAGGGAGGAUGUGUCAGCCAUGCGAAAGGAACUAGCUGAGCUCAGACGGGAUCUGUGCACAGAGCUUCGGGCCUUUAACAGCAACUUUUCCACUUUUGCACAGCGCUACAACACAUGGUCUCCAAACUGGGCAAAGGGAUCUCAAAAUCGUUCUGAUCAUGUAUCUGUCAGUACCCAGGCUGGGAGCAAAACUUUGGUGCGACAGAACACAGCAGAUGCAGCAGUGAACUGCCCUUCACCCAUUGAUCCAAAUGUUUUAGCCAUGCAUUCACCAGAUCCGGAGCCUUUAGAUAAAAAUAUCCUGCAUGUCUCCACUUCCAGACCUUUAUUCCAAACAGACCCAAAUUCUCAAUUGGCAGAGCUUGAUGAUUUAACCUAUGCCAACUUGACUCCUCCAGAACCUGUGGACCUGUCAUUACUAAGCUGGCCUGAACUGGAUCCUGAUCCGAUGACCCCUCCUGAUCCUCCAGAACCAGAACUACCUUUAGACCCUAGAUAUUAUUCAAAAGUUUCAAUGUCUGAAGGGGUGGACUCAUUUGUACUAGAUAUCACAAACCUAGAGCCUGUAAACCUAGCAAGUUUGCAUUGGCCAAAAUUGGAUCCAGACAGCAGUUCUUCAGAAUCAUCACCUCCACAAGAGUCUCUUGAUCCAUCUGUAUUAUAUCCCUUCAUUCAAGAGCCUUUAAAAGAAGUUGAGCCAUGUCCACUAUCUUCAGGUCGGCAUGUAGCAACUGAGCAGCAUCAGCAUCCAGUUCGAAAACCUGUAAGCCCCAUUGUACUGAUUGAGCCAAGUGAAGAAUGCCCAGAUUACAACAUUGAAGACUAUACAGUUGUUGAACCAGGUGACUGUCUUGUGCUGAAUCCACUGACGCCAGAGUCAAUGGAUCUUACUGAUUUGAAAUGGCCAAGUUUAGAAUCCUUGGACCCUGGUUUGCCCAGUCCAGGGUUUACAGAUCUUCCAGACCCUCCAACCCCAGAGGCAACUGAUUAUGAUGAACCUGCUGACCAUGCAGCUGAAGAGCCACCUUUCCCAGAACUACUGGACACUAUUUUCUUACAGCCAGCAACUCCAGAACCAGUAGAUUUAGAGGUGUCAAGCCCUGUGAGUCCAGAACCUAUGUCUCCAACACUUCAGAGUUCAGCAAAGUUUGAGCCCGAGGCUCAUUCUGUUGUUUUGUGGUCAAAGAGUGAAACUAUUGAUCUGAAACAGUCAGACUCCCCACCUCUAAACAUAAGAACUUCAAGCUGGUUAGAAAUGGAUCCUGAAAUCAUUAGCCCAUCAGAACCAACCUACAUGGAAUCAAGCGUUGCCUAUUUGACUCAGCUGUCCACCCUUGAGAGUGCUUCAGUGACACUUCCUGAACCUUUUUCUCCACACCUAGAUGACCAGUACCCUGAAGAGUCAGACGACGAAGUUACAGAGUACCCGCUCAAGCCAGAUGCCCUCGACUCUGCUACGAUUGACCUCCUAGAGUCAGAGACAGUCUUUUCAGCCAUCCUGUGUUCGGUGGAACCAGAUGAUCCAGAUGAAUUUGAGACUCUGACUAUGGAAGAGGCGCUGGAGAUAGUGGAUCCAGGUAACAGUUCUCCUGCAACUAUAGACCCUGCAACUGUGCACCCAUUUAACUUGUCCCUUCUAGAACUUCAGGCUGCCUUAGAUGUGUCUAAGAGAGAAACAACUGAUAACGGAUCUCCAAGAGGAACCAGGGCCAGCAGCUCAUCUCCGGCUUGUAGAGAUUUCCUUUGGAUUAGAUGGCAACGAAGGUUACGGGGACGAAUGCCCAUGUCCAGGAGUGCCAGCAUGGAGAUCUACCACAAGAAAUACUCCAAUAACUCAGAGAUGUCUUAUAUGUCUCUGUCUAUUUGAGUAACUCGAAGCCACACGUGGUGCAUCACAGGAUUUCUAAAUCAGAGGCUGAAGAAAAAGAGUGUGUGGUAAUGAAGCAAAAAUGUUUACAGGUGUGUCUGUUCUUUGUGAGAGUGCGAGUGGGUGAAUGGAAGACAGAAUGUAAAGAGGAGAGAGAAUGAGUUAGCCAAGAAGCCAUUAGGGAGGUUUUAGGCUAUAAGUGAUCCUUUAUUCAGAGCUGAUGAGCCGCAAUGAGAGGUCGUAGCUAAAAGCAGCUUGAUAGUCGCACCCACAUUGCAUUAGUGUCCCUGGGACACUCAGCACUUAUUUAACACUGAGCAGCAAUGACUCAUCCAUGAACCAAAGUCUCAGUCCCACUAUAAACUGCUUCUCUACAUUACUUUACAGUCUGCUUGGUUUGGCCAUUCCUUCUGAAUAAAAUGUAUUUUGGUAGAUACUGUGACUGCAUUGGCUGUGGACAGGAACUUCCCGGUGAAAAAUUCUCUAGAGUUCCUUUGAGAGCUUCUUUCUUUGAUAACCUAAGACUAUUAGAGACAUUUUCUGGUGUUGAAACAUUGACUGAUGCCGCAGAAAAGGAAUGUUUAAAAAAAAUAAAAAAUGCCUCGUCCAAAUGGGUUUUAAAAAAAGGAUGAAAACCGAACAUUUGACCAAAGACUGCUCAAGGGAUCUCUUUGAUAUAUUUUGUGGGUUUUGAUCAUCCUUUCCUCUGAAUGUGGACUAAUGGCGGUUACUUUGAGAUUCAACAGAAAUCAAACUGUUGAGAAAAAAAAGAAAGUAUUGAAAUGAUGUUCCAGGUAAUUCAAUUACAAGUCUUCAAAGCCAAAGCCUUGCUGUAAAACAAGCGAGUGGAUCUAGUACUGUGAAACUUUUGAAGACGCACGGGGGUUUGAACGGCUGCAGUUUGCACAGUUAAUGUGACAUUUUGAAUGCAUUCUGUACCUUACUGUUCCAUACGAGCAUAUAUACAAUCAAACGUAUAUACUGUACAUACACGGGAUGAAUAAUACUGAGAAGGUGAUUGAAUCCUGCUCCACAGAUGAUCAUUUUUAUAUAGAUAUUUCUUGAUUUAUUGUGACUAUACGGUUGAAUGUAUACUGUGUUUCUUUUUUUUUCCUGCAAUGACCGAAGUAAUAUAUGACUGUCAUUAGAUAUGCAAAGAGGAAACAUUAAGUUGUACAUCAAAAAUAAGGGCCACCAAUUUGUCUUCUUUAUGCUGGAAUGUAAAAUAGGACCAUUGAGGUCAAAUUCCAAGAGUCUAAUGGGCAAAGUUAUAUUAAAAAGCUAUAAACUCUUGAGGACCAGAAGUAGUAUGAAAAAAAAGUUGGUAAAGUUUCUUGUAGAAGAAUUUAUUCUUUGGGAUUUGAUUAAAAACUAGUGAGGAGAGAUUGAUGCAGUGAAUUAUAAGGUAUAAAAUGAUUGAAAUAAAUCAGGGCAACGAUCUUUAAUAGAAUAGUAUUUAUUCUAAACAAGCUAGCUAGGUGAUUUGCCCGUAUCUUGUCUUUUUAAAACAGUUCAUCUCUAAAUUCAAAUCAUUUGCAAAUGAACAGUAACCAAAGAUCCCGAUUACAGGAUACUGCUUGGAAUUGUAUCAAGUUGUAGCAGAUAAAGAUAGUCAUAUCAUCAAAAAUUUAAUCCUUACCUUAAGAAUCUAAAUCGUAUAGUAUUUUCUUCUCAAUUAGUUCAAUAAUUCUGAAAUUUGACAGUGGAUAUACUGAUUGGUUUGAGUGUUUAGGUUGUUCACUGGACAGAAAGGAUGAAUAAACUGGACGCUAUAUUGUUAGUUAGCCAGCCACCUAACUACCAAUGAAAAUAUGUCUUAUAUGUGCAGUAAGAGAGCGGUACAAAAAAUAAAAAAUUAAAUUAACUCCAAUUAUUCUAUAAAUAUUAAAAUUCUUUUUUUUUUUCAUUUCAUUGUCUGUACCGCUUAUCCGGGGACCUGUGCCUAUCUCAGGCGUCAUCGGGCAUCAAGGCAGGAUACACCCUGGACGGAGUUAAAAUAAAAUAUUAAAUAAAAAUGUAAAAUACAUGUAAUGGAAAAUGUAAUUUAAUGUCAGAUGAAAUACUUUCAGUUCAGCGAAUCUACAGUCAAUAUAUAAAAAAAGUCUGUUAAAAUCCCCCCCCCCCCAAAUAAAAUAAAAGUAAUAAAAUGUGAAAUAAAAUUAAAACAAAGUAAAUGGUCAAUUUGAAAAUAUUCUGUGAAUAAAAUAAAAGAUCUGGAUUAGUCAUAAAGCUGUAGAAUUGGGUGUGAACUCAGUCCUGCUUGUACUCUCGCUCAUUUGAUAACAAUGUUUAAUGUUUCCUCUUUGCUGCGAGUUUUCUGGCAAGUAAUAAAAAGUGGGUUAAACGCACAUAUUUCGACUGAACCCACCGGUGCUGUCAAGUACAGUAAAACACUGUACAGUAGCAUUUAAAAAAACAUUCAAAAAGAACAAAAAACAGAAAAAUAUUAUUGCUUGCUCAUUGCUCCAUCUUACCAUAGUGAAUCUGACCAUGUUUCAUCAGGCAGGAAGUAUUGGGCUGAGCUGUACGGGUAAUUUAUCGCAUGGAAAUUUAGAAAGUGUAUAUUUUUAAAAAAAAAAAAAUAACGAAGAGAUUAUUUUGUUGUAGUUGCAUAUCCGGAUGCUAUGCCGUAUUUUCCAGACCAUAAGACACUUCGAAGUAAUGAGUCAAAAUUUCAUUAAAUUUCACACAAUUCAAGCUGUAAGAAAUUUCUUAAUGCAGUGUUUCUAAUUUUUCAUACAAUUUAAGUAGCACAAAUUGUCAUGGGUGAUGAUGGAGUCACUAAUUUACAUUAAAUUCUAUACAAUAUGCAGUACCAGAUGUAGACUUGAACUUUCACACUUAACUUUCCAAUCAGUAACUCAGAAUCCACUAAACCACUAAACCACUAAAUCAGCACUCAGCACUGACCGCAUACUCGAUAAAGGAAGCCGUAAUUCCCACCCAGAGGAAGCCGUAAUUCCCACGCAGAGCUCAAGGCCAGAUCUUCUGGACUCCUGUAGCCAGUUGCACCAGCAGGGUGUAAGCUUAUUCUAUUGUAGCUGGAACCAAAAUGGCUGCCAGGUUCAAGUUUACAAAAGUGAUUCAUAGUUUCCAGGUAGUUAGAAUUUAAAAUUUGUACCUGCUCCAGAGUAGGUGCAACAUUCACCUGGUGAUUCCCACUGAUGGAACAACAUCCUAAUAUGGCAGACUUUUACAUUACUGGCAUUUAGCAGAUGCCCUUAUCCAGAGCAACUUACAUUUUUAUCUCAUUUUAUACAAAAUGAUGGUCAAGGGCCUUGCUCAGGGGCCCAGCAGUUUGGUGGACUAGGGACUGGAACAGACCUUCUGAUCAGUAAACCAACACCUUAACCACUAAGCUUAAGAGUUUAUCUGAUUAUGUCCAGGAUUGCGAAUGUUAUUUGAAAAAAUUAACUUUAACAGACGGAACCAGUACACGCUCGCUUGAUGGAUGGACGAUGUGACAGGAUGACCUCCGGUUGAGUGACCUGACAUCUUCACCUAUCUGAUAGAAAAACCGAGCACUUCAGGCAACUGUAGAAAGGGAGAUGACGCAGUUUCCUUUGUUUAGUCUCCAGUUGUUAGCUACCAGUUAGCUAACUUACACGCUAAAAAGUUAGCAUUACAUGAGAAAUCAUUGAACUUGUUCCCCAAUUUCUGAUGAGGUGGGCAUGCAUAAGAAAUAUUUAGACAUGAAAUCAAACCAUAAAUUAUACCAACAAAAAACAAAAGUUUCUUUAACUUUCUCUGAUAUGAACUGUGUGCUGCAAACACCAGCAUUUUUGAUGAUUGUUUCUGUCCAGUUCACUCAUUUUAUUGCCUUUAACCACAGCUGUUGUCGUUUUUUUGUCCUGCAGUGGCAGCAGCUAUGCGAUAAAAGUUAGAGCCUGUACUCUGUUGAUUCUGUAACCCAACAACACAACAAGAGAAUAUUUGUGUUCCUUGUUUAGGCAACUCUGUACUGGUUUGUAUUGGCUGUCUCCAGUUUUCCCUUUGUUUUGCCUCCAGCUAGCGCUGUGACGUAGGCACAAAAGGGGGUCCAUUUCAGAGUUCUGGCAUUUGGCAGAUACCCUCAUACAGAGUAACUUACAUUUGCUCAUGGGUCCAACAGUGGCAGCUUGGUGGACCUUGGGUUCAAUCUCACAACCUUCUGAUCAGCAGCCCAACACCUUAACCACUAAGCUACUACAUACCAUAUAUGAUUUCUACCCAGCUGCCAUGGUGGAGGCUAACUCGUGCUUCCAAAAGGCCACAAACACAAAUUUUGGAAACUCAGGAGUCUAGAAUGUUCCAGUUUUACAAUAAAACUUGCAUUAUCAUACAGAAAUGCUCUGGAUCCACUACUACCCAGACUCCCAGACUUUUUAUGUCAACAACAUUUAGGUAACCAUGCUAAGGUUGGGUGGCCAUGAUAAAUGACCACAAAUGAAGCAUUUAGAUGCGUUUUUAAAAGGAAGUAGAUAGUCAUGAGAUCAGUGUUGCUAGGCAACUGGCCAACGUCGAUGCGAACGUGAGUGACGGACUCCUUGCUAUUAUUUUACUUGAAAUACUCCAAACACUUUAGCCAGCUAGCAUGUAGCCGUCGAUUCAUUUAUGUGGAGGCAAAAUGAACAGAAAUAUCAAUUUUCUUUAAAUUUGCAAAAAAAAAUGUUAGCAACUUUUGUCAAAAAACGCUUAGCACCAACUGCUAAUAUUGCAUCACGAAUUAUUCUCAGAUCUUCUCAGUUUACACAAGAUCCCACCCGAAUGUAGCAACACUACAAUAGCUUCUGGUGUAGCAUGCCUACCGUAAAAUUAAAAAAAUUACUUUUAAGAAAUAUUACUAGGUUAUUACAAAAAUAUAUAUAUAAACAGGUACAUGCCAUUUUGCCAAACUUGCUAAACGUCCCUAAAAAAAGUGUCAUAUCGUCUGGAAAGUAAGGUAUACGUUAGUCUUGCCAUUAGACAUUUCUCUGAUGCUAAUACUCGUGAAUGGUGACUUUUUAUUUUAUUGAUUAAUUUUUUUUAAAUACUGUCAAUGCUGUCCAAUCACUGUGAGCUUUGGAAUGAUUUCAGCAUCAGCAUCAGUUUUGUCUUAACAAAUAUUAUCUGAACAUUUUGUGUGUGUGUGUGUGUGUGUGUGUGUGUGUGUGUUUUCACAAAAAUCUGCCUCUCUAAAUUUCCUUUCUGUAGACGCAUCACUGAAACACACAAUGGCUAACGGGUCGAGCGCUCCUAUUAAUUCCAUAUAUUUCUUUGUAUGGUCAUUGCUAGCACUUUCCAUUCAUUUCUUAGAUUCUUAGACACCAUUCUAAAUGUAUUCCGAAUUAUCUGAAUGCUA